AUAUAAACAAGGGAAGAACAAAAGAAAGCCACUCAUUUCCUCCUCCUCAAGAAACCCUCUUUGGCUAUGGCUGCCGAUGUUAGCUAUUUACAUAGAGUUUUAAGCAGGUACAAGGAUGAUCGAAUGGCGAGAAACGAAUCCGAUGGAGCAAAAUCAACGGCUUUGAUCACCAGAGACUUGCUCGGAGGUGGUGGCUCCGCCUUGAUCAAUAUGAAAACUGAUCAAUCAGAAGAAUUUGAUCUUGACCUUCAAGUCCCUAAUGGAUGGGAAAAGCGCCUAGACUUGAAGUCUGGCAAGGUGUACUUGCAAAGAUGCAAUUCAUCAAAUUCUUCACAAUCAUCGGAUGGAACCAAACACCAAAACAAUCGAACAGUGUCAAAGCUUCAAGAUUUGAACUUCCCACCGUCGCCCUCUAAACCUUUGUUAAACCUUCUCGAUGAGACCAACUUAGAACUUAAACUAGUCCCAUCGUCUUCUACCAAUUAUCAAAGUGUGUGCACACUCGAUAAAAUAAAAUUCGCACUCGACAGAGCAUCCUUGUCACCUUCGUAUUCUUCAUCCUCAUCUUCAAUCAAAGAUUCACAUUAUGUCGGUGAUCAAGAGAGGUUGUUCUCAUUGCCGGUUGCAGCCGGCUGCCCCGGAUGCUUAUCGUAUGUGAUGGUGAUGAAACAUAACCCUAGAUGUCCUAGGUGCAAUACCGUUGUUCCAAUGCCUGCUUCCAAGAAGCCUCGCCUUGAUCUCAAUAUAUCAAUUUGAGAAGAAAAAAUUUGAAGUUAUUCUAGCUUUGA
Messenger RNA from Hibiscus syriacus, 788 nucleotides. RefSeq lists its product as uncharacterized. The transcript has 3 exons. NCBI's taxonomy places the organism in Eukaryota, Viridiplantae, Streptophyta, Magnoliopsida, Malvales, Malvaceae. The record is from RefSeq and is a predicted model, not a curated record. Bases 67 to 756 code for a protein of 229 amino acids.